AAGUUCAGUGACCGAGUGUUGCAAGAAGAAGAGACAAGAGAACAGGGAGAGCAUCUGUGUUGGUGUUUGAGGAGUCUAACUGAGCUUGGAUCGGUAUUGGAGGAAGAAAGUGAGGAUAUCCCUUGAGAGAAAACUGAGGACAGCUGCUGGGGAUUAGUCACGUUUUUCAAAAUGUCUGCAUCCGCUCACAUGGAUUAUGCCAUGAAGUCUCUCAGCCUUCUGACUCCAUCCUCCCUGUCAAAGGUUGUGACGUCCAGCGUCUCGGCCAGCGCCUCCAUGACCUCCCAGCUGCUUUCUGGUCGAACCCUUCGAUCAAAACCCUUCAGGGUAACGAAUGUGGACCGCAGUGUGAAGAAAGGAAUCAUGGCAGAGACCCUUCUAGACCUGAUGAAUAAGGUCAGUGACUCUUUCAGUCUGCAGUGCGUCAGCGCCUUGGUUCUGGAUGAGGAUGGCACCGGCGUGGAAACCGAGGAGUUCUUCCAAACGCUUCCGGAGAACACGGUCCUGAUGGUUCUAGAGAAGGAACAAAAGUGGAGUCUACAUCCUAACUGCCCCUCCAGACUUCAGACCAUCGAGCGCCUACAGAAGCCCCGCACAGAUGUGGCCAAACUGACUUUGGACCUAUACAAAAACAACCCCAAGGAUUUCAUUGGCUGCCUUAAUGUGAAAGCGACAUUCUACGGCGCUUACACUGUGUCCUACGACCUGCGAUGCUACGCAGCCAAAAAGAUGCUCAAGGAGGCUCUGCGAUGGACCAUCUUCUCCAUGCAGGCCACAGGCCACAUCCUGCUGGGCUCCUCCUGCUACAUCGAGCAGCUGCUGGAGGAAGAGGAGCGUGCCGAGAAGAGGCUGGCGCUGCCGGCGCUGCCGCAGGAGAGCCGGAUUCGGCAGCUUCAGAGCAUGCUGCUGGGGAAGAGCUCUGACUGAUGACGACGAUGAUGCGCUGAAGUCGCAGGCAGACAUGCCAGCUCCUUGAUUUAGGUCACAGUGUAGAUUUCACACACACUGAACAGUUCCGGUUAGAUUUGUGUCAUACCUUUAAAACUUCACUUUCUUUUUUUUUUGCUGUUACAGUUUGUUUUUGAAUAUUGGAGUUGACAAGUUGCUCCUUUGAAUGCACUUUUUUUUUUAUUUCUGUGUAUAACUUGUUCCCAUGGAAACGUAAUAAAUAAAAGCACCUUGUUUUAUCUCCGUG
Messenger RNA from Poecilia reticulata (guppy), 1195 nucleotides. The record is from RefSeq and is a predicted model, not a curated record. Lineage: Eukaryota; Metazoa; Chordata; Actinopteri; Cyprinodontiformes; Poeciliidae.